CCGACCAACCAACCAACCCCUUUUAUAUAUACAUAUUUUCCCCUCUCGGUCGGAGGGUGUUCUCUCUCUCUGUCAGUGUGCCGCGCACCACACCACACCGUUACCCGCAGCGAGAGAGAGAGAGAGAGAGCUCUUUUUUGUGUUUGUUUUUUUUUUUUCCAUUCCCCUCGCCCCCGCAUUGGCAGAUGAGGCGAUUAUUUCCACAGUGACGGUACACACGAGUGCGGAAAAAGAAGGACUCGAGGCAAAAAGACAAAAAAACCUAACUAACAAUGUACUUCGGCAACUUGAUGACCGGGGUGUCGUUGCGCAAGUGUUUUUACUUGUCGGCCGUGGUGCUCGUCCUGUCGACCUUCAUGGCAGCCGUGAUAAUCGUCAAACUGUCGCCCCUCGAGUCGGUCAAGUGCCAGCCCCAACCAGUCACCGCGCCCGUCGACUGGAGCACCUUGGCCAACGACAACAACAACCUGCCGACCGACCCUGCUGCUACCUCCACCAGCACGACGACAACCACCUCGGCCACCCUCAUCCGCGCCGUACACGACAACGCCAGGGACAACGAGCGUAGGUACCGGGAGAUGCGGGAAAAGAUGAUACAGACCAAGAUAGCGAGGAUGUCGCGGAAGAUGCGCAACCGGGUGUUGCCGCUCGUCAACUCGAGCACCCCCGUCGAGCCGAAUUACAACGUCCACGUGUUUUACUACGCCUGGUACAGGUCCCUCGAUUACGACGGCGCCUGGGCCCACUGGAACCACCAGAUACUCCCCAAUUGGAAGCGCAACGACAAGCGCGUCUUCCCCGAGGGUGGACACACGCCACCGGCCGACAUUGGCGCCAACUACUACCCCAACUUGGGCUGCUACAGCUCCAUGGAUCCCCGCGUCAUCGACCUCCACAUGAGACAGCUCAGGGAUGCCGGUAUCGGGGUGGCCGUGGUGUCGUGGUCGCCGCCGAGCAGUACCGACAACACCGACUCGGUCAUGCCGGAUCUGCUGGACGCGGCGCACAGGUACCAGUUGAAGGUAGCGCCCCACAUAGAGCCCUACCCCAACCGCAAUCCCAUCAACCUCAUGGAGCACAUAAGGUACCUCCUGAAUCAGUACGGCUCCCACCCGGCUCUCUACAGAAUGAGAAGGGAAAACGACGGUGCCAUCCUGCCGGUGCUGUACAUAUACGAUUCCUACGUGUUCCCGUCGAGCGCCUGGUGGGAGCUGCUGUCCGACCGCGGCAACGUGACUUUCCGCGGCACCGAGCUCGACGCCAUCUACAUCGGCCUCCUGGUCGACUCGCAGCACAAGAACCACAUAAAAAAGUCCCACUUUGACGGGUUUUACACGUACUUUGGCAUCAACGGCUUCAGUUACGGCAGCUCCUGGAAAAACUGGAAGGACCUGAACAAGUUCGCCAACCAGAACGGGCUGCUCUUCGUCCCGAGCUUGGGUCCCGGUUACGUGGACACUCAGGUCCGUCCGUGGAACAACGAGAACACGAGGAACAGGCGCCACGGUCAGUACUACGAGGUGGCGUGGCGCAGCGCCCUCAACAGCGGGGCGACGACGGUGUCGAUAACGUCGUUCAACGAGUGGCACGAGGGCACGCAAAUCGAGCCGGCCAAACCGGUGAGCAACAAGGACUUCACUUAUCUCGACUACGAGCCCGACGGCCCGUACUUUUACCUCAACCUCACCAAGUGGUGGGUCCAACAGUUCACCGCCAAACUCGGCACGCCCGGCUCUGCCCUCAGUUAAUUCGUCCACGGGACGCUUUGUUGUUGACCUUGUUGUUGUUUGUUGGUGGUGUCUUUUUUUUUCCUUUUCUUCCUUUACCCCUCCCCCCCCCCCCCGUUGAAGCGAGUCAGGGGGGUGUUUUUGGCUUUGCGCGUGUAUAGGGCGCUCUGUCAUCCGGCCAAAGUUUUCUACAGCGGCGCUCUAUUGUGGAACGGCCACGUUUUUAUUUUUUUUUUUUUCCAUUCAAACAGGGUUUUUAAACGAAUAAGUGUACGAGAGAAGAGCGACGAACGGUUUAUUACGUGUAUUGUUUGGCUUUGCACUGACAGAAUUUUUUUUAUUCGUUAUCAUUUUCAUAAGCAUAUAUAUAUAUAUAUAUAUAUUUUUGUACGAUUGCGUCUGACUCGUUUUUAAAAUCGAUUGGUAUAUUUCUCAAUUAAGUUGCGCAUACGUGAGGAUAAAACAACCCAAUUGAUGCAGAUGCAUAGUGACGAUGAACAAGUAAUAUAAAUGUGAUAAGCGUUGAGAGGGAGAGAGGCAAAGUUUGAUCGGUUCACCGGGUGGACAUUUUCACGAACGAGUAUAGCAAAAAACUUUUGUAGCAUCGUGUAUUCAAGUACAUCAUGAUGGUAUAGAAAAUAGUUUCGUAUGUAAUUAAACACAAAUUUGAUGAUUAAAAACUUUUUGAGAUUAGUUGUUAAAAAGCGUGUAAUGAUUGCACCGGCAUGAAUUUUAAUACGACUUUACUACUUUACACCGAUUUUAAUGAAUUUUCACGGCACCCACGGAACUUCUUAUACAUACCUAAAUAUAUACAAGUUAUUUUGCACCAAGAUUUACUAUUCCACAACUUUGAGAAAAAAAAAAAAAACAAAAAAAACAACCUUCUUAAUUAUAUCCUAGGCACUAUAAAACUUAUUCUAAACAAAAAAAAAUGGUUACAAUAAUUAUUAACGUACAGUUUUUAUAAGAAAAAAAAAAUUAAAAAAUAAAGUCUUUCGAUUCUUGAAACAAAGCGACUGGAAAAAUAAUUUUCUCAAUCGCCAAUGUACAUCUCACAUGUGAUCACGUAAAGAAAAAAAA
Copidosoma floridanum is the source of this 2810-nucleotide messenger RNA. RefSeq names its product glycoprotein endo-alpha-1,2-mannosidase. The record is from RefSeq and is a predicted model, not a curated record. Gene Ontology annotation, molecular function: alpha-mannosidase activity. Lineage: Eukaryota; Metazoa; Arthropoda; Insecta; Hymenoptera; Encyrtidae.